GGUCUGGGUGAUCCUCCCCCCCCCCCCAACAUAACGCGGUCCGGGUUCCCGGUCCCACCUAACGCGAUCCUGGGUUCCCGGCCCGCAGCCGACUGCCAGCGGCUUGGUGCCGCCGAGGGUCGGGAGCGCGCGAGCUCGUACCCACGGCUGCGAGAAGGGUUUCCCCAGACCGAGACGCGGAAACGGAGUGCUCCGGCCUCCCUCCCGCUCUCCGCCUGAUCUUCGCGGUCGCAGACGCUGUGCGCCCUGCGCGAUGGGUGCCAACGAGGACCAGGAGAUGGAACUAGAAGCUUUACGUUCUAUUUAUGAAGGAGAUGAAAGCUUCCGGGAAUUAAGUCCGGUGUCGUUUCAGUACAGGAUAGGUGAAGAUGGUGAUCCCAAAGCCUUCCUAAUAGAGAUUUCCUGGACAGAGACCUAUCCCCAGACACCUCCGGUUAUAUCUAUGAACGCCUUUUUUAACAACACCAUCUCCUCGGCUGUGAAACAGAGCAUCUUAGCCAAGCUACAGGAAGCGGUAGAAGUGAACCUUGGCACCGCCAUGACCUACACGUUGUUCGAGUAUGCAAAGGACAAUAAAGAGCAGUUCAUGGAGAACCACCAUCCUGGGAAUUCUACGCCAACACCCAUAGCCAAUAUCGUCUCUGUUGAAGCUCCCAGCACAGCCCCAUCAAGUAAGAAAAAAGACAAGAAAGAACAACUUUCCAAAGCUCAGAAACGCAAGCUGGCAGAUAAGACGGAUCACAAAGGGGAGCUCCCUCGAGGCUGGAACUGGGUUGAUGUCGUGAAGCAUUUAAGCAAAACUGGCUCUAAAGACGAUGAGUAGCACCUGCAGAAGAAGCAGGCAGCCCGGAUCAACAUGUCUCCUUACCUUUUCUGGCACCGAGUGGCAUUUUACAAGACAUAGCUCUUUUGUAUGUGUCUUUAAAAAUAGAAGUGGAAAGUCCACGACGAGAUCUGGUUGUAGUAAAUUAUUUUCACAAGCUCGCCUUCGUGAAGGUGAAAGUGUAGCCAUUGAGAGUCCUCUCUGCUGCCGGGAGCAUCGUCGGCAGUGGAUGGCCCUCGGGGGCGAGUCAGUGGUGACUUCCACCAAGCCGCUUGCAGAUGGCAGUUCAGUGGUGACAUCACUGGUAUUCCAUGGCAUGACCCUAGCAACAGGCGUCUCCCCGUAAGUCGCCAUCUCCUCCUGCUUGGAUAACCAAGAGAAAGCUGCUACAGAGCAAUGUCAGCACUGGUGCUGAGGGUUCUGAUUCUUUCCUCAUUUGUGAGCAGUCAAUUGCUUCCCCUUAAUAAACUGAUCUCUAGUUCUACUUUUCUCUUAGCUUGGGUGAAGGUGUUUGAUCAUGAGAUCUUCCAAUUCUGUGACGAAUAGAAAGAAUAUAAGAAGAAAACUGAGAGCCUGGGAAAGAGCUCAGUCAGUAAAGGGCUUGCCGUGCAAGCACGAGGACCCGCGUUCAGGUCCCCAGCAGCCACGGAGAAAGCCAGGCAUGCGCCUGAAACCCAGUGCUGGGUGGGCAGGGACGGGAGGAUCCCUCGUGCUUGCUGGCCAGCCAGUCUGGCAGAAUCCCUGAACUCCCGGUUCAGUGAAAGAUGCUAUCUCAAAUAAAUAAGGUAGAAAGCAAUACAGGAAGAAGACACAUAACAGAUCUUGGGCCUCAACAGGCAACACACACAAAUAUAUAGAUAUAUCAUACAACAAACAAAAACAACAGGUUUGCCAAAUACUUCAGAAGGCAUUUGGAUAAGUGCUAGCUCUUGUUUCAAAUACUUCUCUUUGCUGCAUAUGCCAGGAUGAGUAUAAGAUGCCUUAAUAUUUAAUUUUUGUAUUGUUGGAGACAGUGGUUUUAAUAAAUUCCUAUUAUCUGCUAUUGUGAUGAUUUGUUGGUAACUAUUAAGGUCUUUCAGUGGAUUCAGCAUAAAACAUAUUUCCAAUCCUGGGUGUACUUCUUGGUUGUUGGGUGGGGGGUGGUCCUGCUUUUCGGUGGGUUUUUUAUUUGUUUGUUUUUAUAGUGUCUUUUCAAAUGUCCAGAUGUGUUCCCCAGCCUCUGUGUCUUUUUAAUAAUAGACACACAAGUCUUUCACAUGCUGAACUGUUGUUGGACAUGCUUGGUUCUUAAACUCAUUAGGUAGAAAAGGAAACCUACGGUAGUUUCACCUGGAGACUCUGUGUGUGUGUGUGUGUGUGUGUGUGUGUGUGUGUGUGUGUGUGUUGUCUGUGUAUGCUUCAACGUUGUCAGAAUGCCAAGUUGUACCGUGUAGUGUAGCCAACAGUUAACUUUUAAAGAACUUAGCACAGCAUGAGAACAGCCUAAGAGGUGUCCAUGGAUUUCCUAGGGUUACCCUUGGCUUCAGAUAAACCGUGUGAGCUCUAAAGUAAGUGUUCCUACACUGAAAGAGUCUGCUCGCUCUUGAAAAGCUGACUCCCGUGUGGCUUCAUGGGUUAACAUUGACAUUGAAGACACCCAGACUAUGACAUCUUUUAUUUUCAAGGUUCUGUUUGUGUAGUUUUUAUUGUCAUCUUGAUUUCUUUCUUUCUUUCUUUUUUUUUUUUUAAGAAACAUCUUGUAAUGGAAAAAAAGUGUUUUGUUCUGUUUUAAAGCUAUUACUCUGGUCAAAGUUAUUGUGGGUCUUAGAUCGCAAAGAAUAAUGCUAGUUAAAUGCCAAUGAACUAUUUUUACUCUUUUUCUAUGAAUUGUACAAAUCUCUGGGGCAGCUGGUGGCAGCGGUGCCUCCUGUUACCUGUGUGGACACUUGAACUCUUCCGUCAGUGCUGCCGUCACCGGAUAUGCCCCCGGUAUAUUUUCUCAGAGUCUAUUUCCUUAAGACUGUAUGGAUGACAUGCCUGAGAAGCAAUAAAGUCGGAAU
Messenger RNA from Microtus ochrogaster (prairie vole), 2862 nucleotides. RefSeq names its product RWD domain containing 4 (gene Rwdd4). The record is from RefSeq and is a predicted model, not a curated record. NCBI's taxonomy places the organism in Eukaryota, Metazoa, Chordata, Mammalia, Rodentia, Cricetidae. Gene Ontology annotation, molecular function: protein binding. The transcript is spliced from 8 exons. Bases 254 to 823 code for a protein of 189 amino acids.